Molecule: messenger RNA, 678 nt
Organism: Marasmius oreades (fairy-ring Marasmius)
Lineage: Eukaryota; Fungi; Basidiomycota; Agaricomycetes; Agaricales; Marasmiaceae
Exons: 4
Coding region: 1-678 (225 amino acids)
Molecular function (GO): metal ion binding
Source: RefSeq, a predicted model, not a curated record
AUGCCUUCCAUGAAAUCUACUCUCAGCUCCUCCAGUUGUCAAUUCGAGGCCCUGUAUUGCUCACUCUGCGAUAAAUACUUCUACUCUAAGAAUAUGCUCCGUCAGCACCUUGAAUCCUCCAGCCGUCAUCCGCGCUGUGAACCGUGCAAGAAGAGCUUUCUCAACAUGAACUCCCUUCGCAACCACUACGUUCUUUCGUCGCGACACAACUACUGCCGUGAAUGCGAUAGGAGCUUCAAGACGUCUUCUGGCUUUAGAGUCCAUAUGGAACACGCUCCUUGCCAUAGAGAGGAUUUUGACGAUGACGACGCUGCCGAGUAUGAUGACUCCAACUACCCCAAAGAUUGGGAAGAUGAAAUGGCUGCACGUCUAGAUCGACAAGCCCACAAAGAAGACCCUAUUAUCACAGAAAACGACUCGAGCCCUCCAAUGAGUCGUGUUGAAGUUGGCAAAGCUAUAUUGGCUUUGAAGAAACGAAUUGCCAAGCAGUCUAAGAAAGUCACCCAAAGCUGUCCCAUUUGCCUUUCCGUCCCCAAGUCCAUGAGCGCCGCUCAGUGUGGACAUUUGUUCUGCACGUCUUGCAUCACACAUGCGUUUGAGAACAAUCAUGGUUGUCCAAGUUGCCGCAGACCUGGCAAAGUCGCUCAGCUUCGCAAGGUUGACCUUUAUAUCUCAUGA